AUGACCCUGUACCAGCGGGACUGUAUGGAGUCUCAUUGUUUUACCUCAGCUUACCUCCAAUUGGAAAUAUCUAUUCCCACUAUUGUAUGUACUGUGACCUCAAUGCCUCUACGAAUACUGCCUCACACAUAGGUUUGUUUACUCCAUGUGUAUUCAUCUAAUCCAUGUUGUUGUUUGUCUUUUUCAGCUCAAAAGGACCACACUGCUGAGGAUGACCGGCUCAAUGCAGCACAGAAAAGGUAUGAAUCAUCUCUAUCCAUUCUAAUAUGAUAACACAACACGAUUAACCUAGAGGUCUUAGACCAAACAACAUGUAAUCUGUUUAACAGAAGAGCUCUGUAUUUGCUGACCUGGCUGUUUGCAUACCUCUGGAAUACUCUAAUGUUGGCUUUUAUAAGACCUUUCGACAUUCAGAAGGGAACCCAGCCAAGUAUAAUGGAUGGUGGAUGUCAUAAGGGCAUGACGGUUAUUUAGCAUGUUUCACUUACAUAACAUGGCUCACAUCAGAUAAAAGUAAUGCUGGUCAUUUGUAAAGCUGUCUGUAGUAAUUUGUCUUAUCACGAUCCUUAUCUGAGGCUAAAGUCCUGGGACCUUGCGGUAUCCAGGCUCUUCAGUCAUGUAGCAGAUCCUCAGGUCAUAACCUGGCUCACUGUAGACUAGCCCCGAGACAGGGAGGGCUGCCUAUGGAGACACAAACACACACACACACACUACGCUUACAUGUUCACACACACCCACCAAACUCACAUACACAUAUUACCUUCCUAUUCACACACUGCUCCAGCACCGAUACAUGUUUGCAUACACACACUGUGCUCACUCCACUCCAGUGAUUAUCAGGCCUUAUCUUUCGUGUGUGGUACUGCAAACUUCAAGAGUCACUGUAAGAAGCGGCCCAUCUGAUUUAUGGAGAUAUGGUCAACUGGCAGAAAUGUAACAAGUGUCCGAGCGAAACCAUAUCUGGAAAAUGUCAUAUUGGAAAAACACACUAGAAAGAACAAACAAAAUAUUAUUUUUCCUUGUUUAGAUAGAGACCAGAAUUGUUUGCUUUAAAUCAUAGCUCUCCCAAUUCCAAAAUAAAUCAUGAAAAGCACAUAAAGGGAAAAGUUUCCAAACGUCCCUGUUUCAUGUUUCCAUUUCAAGCCAAGAGAAGCACUCAGCUUGGGCAUGCAUGGGUCUCUCCAUCUCUCUCUGUGUCUCCCUCACUCUUCUCACUUGCUCUCUCCCCUCUCUCUCUGUCUCUCUCUUUCCACUCUAUCCCUGUCCCUCUCUCUCUCCCUUUCGCUCUCCUGGUGGUAUUGUGAUAUCUCUGUCCGUGGCUGUGUGACUGACACCAGUGUAAUGAAGAUGUUGAACUUGGGGAUAUUGAUCAAAAGGGUCCCGCGGCUGACAGCCCCCAGCCUUUAAUGAAGUUUGCCUUUAACUUCACCUAAACGGGGCCGGGGGCUGCCUGGCGCUGGGGGGCGGGGGUGGCUCUCAGGUUCCCAGGGACGCACCUCGUAAAAGUGACACGCUGGUGAUGAAUAUGGGCGGUGGGCCGUGGUGUGUGUGUGCUGUGGUGUGUGUGUGCUAUAUUGUGUGUGUGUGCUGUGUGUUCUGUGGGCCCUGGGUGGGCCCCGACCCUCACAUCUGUCCUGGAAGAGGCAUUCACACUGUCCAACACAGCCACGCAUUAGGGCCCCGUGUUAAUAAGACUCAUAGACAUCACAUUACCACUGCUAGCUACUGAAACACUGGGCCAACCCCUCAACGAGUGGGAUUGUGGUUGUUUGUUAUGGUCCAUGUGGCCUCAAGCCAACCACCAUAAUAGGACUGAUUUGGGUUGUAGUAAAUUUGCACAAAUUUGGAUACUUGGUUGGUAAAAUUACUUUAUGGGAAGCUGAUAUCAUACACAGUUUAUGACAUCAGUUUUGGGGGUUUGUUUUAGUUUUCCUGGGUAUCCUAUGCAGUGAGUAAUGAGGUCCUCUCCAGAACACGCAAUCCUAAUUUGUUCCUUUUAUGUUUCAGUUUCCCUGAGGUUUCCUGAUACGUCCACAGUUAAUGGACCAUUAAGUUUCCCCUCCCUCAUCAAUGCUCAACUGCACCGUGUGUGCUGCUUACAUACGUAUGUGGUUACAGGGUGAUUUGCUGGAGGGAUAUUAGAACUGUCCCAACUUCCGUUAUCCACUAUCCAUAGUAUAUUGAAGAUGUCUCAUCUCCGUUAAAGAAACAACAGCUGAUCACAAAAGUGUGUUUACUGUUCUAAUCUGGUUUUGUAUGGAAUGUCUUAGCGGUCCAAAUAUCCUCCUGAUAUACCCGGCUGCCCAGGCUUUUUUAACUGGCCUGUUUUACAGCCAUAAGUGAGGAAUGCUGAACAUAGGUACAGUAAUAAACCAUCUCACGGCAGUUGCGUCAUAGCCCUCCAGAAGUGCGUGGUAUGUGUUUGUAGGACUCGGAGUGGGCGUGUGUGUGUGUGUGUGUGUGUGUGUGUGUGUGUGUGUGUGUGUGUGUGUGUGUGUGUGUGUGUGUGUGUGUGUGUGUGUGUGUGUGUGUGUGUGUGUGUGUGUGUGUGUGAGAAAGAGUAAGAGUAAGAAAAGGCAAGGGAAAGAGCUCACCACACUACAGAUUGUGUGUGAUUUGUGUGAGCUCUGACACCUGACCCAGGGUCAGGGAAGGAGCCAAUACAAAAGCGGCCUAGUUAAUCACGCUGGACCGUGCUGGUCAGGUCUACAAAGGCUUCCAGAAUUGAUGCCCGGCUGUCCUCUCUCUGUUCUGUUCCUCCUGGGUUCCGCUGGUCUGGUCUGGUCUGGUCUGGUCUGGUCUGGUCUGGUCUGGUUGUGGAACGAGGCAAGGCGAGGAUGAACUACUGCACUAUCGGAGGAGGAGCACAUGACAGAUAUCUGAGGAAUGGGAAUCGGCUAGUCUGUGGGAGUAGCCGUCUGCCGCGCACAUUGCCCCGUCCCCCAACACUCCCCGCCCAACAUGUCUUACAUUAGCGUCGCAACAGCCACCUACCAUCUGGAGGUCAAAACCUCUGUGUCAAUCUGGGAGCAUCUCCUGAAUCAUGACUCCUCUAUAUCAAGUGUGUGACAGACAGGCCUAGCAAAUGCCUUUAAUGUUUGGGUUAGAGAAAACCCUGGAGCAGCAGGCUGCUUUUCAAGCCCUGUGAGCACUGCUGAAAGACUUGUGAAGAAUUUAGAUUUGGUUACAAUUGAAUUAGUCUGAGGAUCUGCCAUGCACAGGGCUGUGGAUUCUCUUCUCAUGAAUCUUGAAUCUCUUCAAGUAGUAGUCCCUUCUAUUCAUGGAUUUGAAGACCUAAUCCACAACAUGUUUGAGUCAAACAUGUCUCAGAGAGCAGGACGGAUGAACGUUACAAACGUGUGUGUGUGUGUGUGUGUGUGUGUGUGUGUGUGUGUUUGUGUGUGUGUGUGUGUGUGUGCGUGCAUGUUCGAUCUCAGCCAGCACCAUGCUGUGUUUUGAUGUAACAUUUACACAUUCCUGUGAUCAUCUUGCAUAUUGUCUGCCAAUAACCAUUGUUCCUGGAUCGAAACAACGUGUGUGUGUGUGUGUGUGUGUGUGUGUGUGUGUGUGUGUGUGUGUGUGUGUGUGUGUGUGUGUGUGUGUGUGUGUGUGUGUGUGUGUGUGUGUGUGUGUGUGUGUGUGUGUGUGUGUGUGUGUGUGUGUGUGUCUGCCAGCUCUUGGCUGGAUCCCCUGGCACUGUUCCCCUUCAGGCUGUAGUAGAGGUCAAUGUGAUAAUGGAUCCCCUGGCACUGUUCCCCUUCAGGCUGUAGUAGAGGUCAAUGUGAUAAUGGAUCCCCUGGCACUGUUCCCCUUCAGGCUGUAGUAGAGGUCAAUGUGAUAAUGGAUCCCCUGGCACUGUUCCCCUUCAGGCUGUAGUAGAGGUCAAUGUGAUAAUGGAUCCCCUGGGACUGUUCCCCUUCAGGCUGUAGUAGAGGUCAAUGUGAUAAUGGAUCCCCUGGCACUGUUCCCCUUCAGGCUGUAGAAGAGGUCAAUGUGAUAAUGGAUCCCCUGGCACUGUUCCCCUUCAGGCUGUAGUAGAGGUCAAUGUGAUAAUGGAUCCCCUGGCACUGUUCCCCUUCAGGCUGUAGUAGAGGUCAAUGUGAUAAUGGAUCCCCUGGCACUGUUCCCCUUCAGGCUGUAGUAGAGGUCAAUGUGAUAAUGGAGCCUCCGCUACCGGCUCUCCCCUGUGACCCAGCAGGAUGUCCUCUCACUGCCCAUCUCUCAAUUCACUCUUUCCUUCUUCCCUCUGUUUCUCCCACACAGCUUCCUGGACAUGGUGGGCUACUUUGGGCUCAAGCCAAAGUCUGGGGAGAAGGAGGUGGCCCCCGGUUACGUCUUCAUGCUCUGGUAUGAGUUCUGCAGCGACUUCAAGAACACGUGGAAGCGGGAGAGUAAGAACAUCUCCAAGGAGAGGUGAGUGGAAGAAGCCAGGCCUGCAUCAGAGCUCAUAUUAAAUCACACAGCUUGUGAUGAAGGGGACAGUUCUACAGCUCUUUUCCAACUGUAUCUAUUUCUAGAACCCUGAGUGUUCUUUUUUUGAUGGCAUAAAAGGGGGAUUUUUUGUGACUGGGUCAAAGUUCAGCCUUCACACUUUAAAUAUGUUGAACAGCACCUUUAGUCGCUCUUUUCUUACCCCUCUUUAUUAACACGUACCAGAUUGUUGGUGUCCCUCACAUUUAUGUGUGGUACAAAACACCCCAAACGGGGCAUUAUACAUUCUGUAGACAGUGUGGAGUGGAGCUGCUUUUACCAGUUAUUAUUAAAGCUCAGGGGCAUCAAAGAGAAGGUAGGCAGACCGGGACCAGGGCCUGGUACAGAGUCAAAGCCUGGGGCUGGAUUUACGGUGUUUCAGCUGACCUGAGGCGUGGUGUCGGAGGGGAGUCCAACUGCGGCACAGCAGCUCUCCUGGAGUCCUCCUGGCUUUACUGGCAUGGGACAGAGGCCCGUUAAAGACUGUGUGUUCUGGGAGGAUUGUUAAACAUUGUCAUGAUCUGACCAGUCCACAGGGCUUCAGGCUUACAGCACAUGGAGACAUGCAGCACUGGCCUACCCUGUGCUGAGUGUCUGGUGUCAGGGCUGCUUCGAAGGGACAGUAACGGUCCAAACGAGCGUUAGAGUAUUUUGGCAUCCUUGUACUAUGCUCUUAUUGAAUAUGGGAGAGACAAUGGUAACUGUAAUGUUGAUACUGAUGAGGUUCUACAGAACCCUGGGCUGUUGUUGGGUGUGUUUGCUCCAUACGCACCAUACAUACAGUACAGCAGGGCAGCUAUCUUUGAACUGGUGAGUUAUGGACAGAGUUAAUGCGCUCCUAACCAUUCCAUGGAUCCAUGUGCUCUCUCUUAAUUGUUUACUAGGCAAUCAUGUCCCGUAUUACCCACAGCUGAUUGUGCUUAUGUACAAUUAACUUUAUUUUAAAUACUGUUUGCACACCCAUAAAACUCAAGUGUUUUUAAGACUAGCUCAUUAUCUCAUUGGCCCACUGUCAUUCUCCCUGCUUUAAGCGGUGGGCUUCACUACCUGCGAACUCCAGAAGGCUCAGCAGAACAGAGUGGGGCUGUGAGGGAGGAUGAGGACUCUGUGCCAUCCUUACGUGCAGUGUUCGCGGUAAAAUAUAACACGUUGCGGCGGUGCUUGGCUGUGCCAUAUGCAAUAGUGCCCAGUGGGGGAUACAUACUGUGGUGUGUACAUGCUGCUAUUACAGUACAAACAGCUUCUGGAGGGACUGAGGCCCCUGUUAGCUAACUAACUCAUGUGCGCCAAUGUUACUAACAGACAUCAAGAGGUUUUCUGUCUUAGACAUGACAGAGUUGUGCCACAUGGUCAGAUAUGUGACACAAUGUACAAAUAUGAGAGAGCUGUUAGGGUUUAUGUACUAAUAUCAAAGGUUAUUUUAACCUGGAUAGAUAGAGACAUGUUUGUGGUGUCCUGGUAUGAUUGUUUCCCCUUUCUUCCAGGCUGAAGGAAGCGCAGGAGAACAUGAAAAAGAUCACUGCUGAGAACAGGGUGGAAACCAAGAAGGUCAAUGCCAACAGUCUGGUAAGAACUGGACUCCCUUCAACCCCCCUCAAAUAUUUUGAUCAGUAACAUGGUUGCUAUUACCUUGGCUACUAACACAGUUGAUCAUGGUGGGUCAUAGCAUAUAACACAAUGCUAUAAAUCUCAGCUAUCCCUUUUUCUCCUCUGUCAAUAGAAAGAGAGACUGCGUCAGAAGGAAGCCAGCGUGUCCUCCAGCUGA
Messenger RNA from Coregonus sp. 'balchen', 6235 nucleotides. The record is from the annotation of a GenBank genome assembly. Lineage: Eukaryota; Metazoa; Chordata; Actinopteri; Salmoniformes; Salmonidae.